AACGAGCCGACGCUACCGACGAUACUCGAACAAGCGACGAAAGGAGGGUGAUACAACUUUAUAAAUACAGUGAACAGCUGAUUAUUGUUAGCAGUUUAGCGCAGUCAGUUCAUAUGAACAUCAGAUGACAGUCCUUGUUUGAGUUAGGAAGUAAAAGCCGGUUUUCUUAUAAUUAAUAAAUUUUGUGAUUUUUUCAAUUAAAAUGGAAGUUUUACCCUUCGUUGAUAUCAAGCACAGCAGUUUUGAAGGCUGUGAACCAGAAUACAAUGAAUUCUUUCGGUUAGAAGAGACAUCUUUGAUAGAAGCCCUUUCCAAACGACUGGAGGCUGAACUUAGGACUGCCAAACGCACACACUUAUCCGUAGGAGAAGUGCUUCUACCAAACGGACUGACCCAUUCCAUAGCCAAAGACCUCUUCUAUUUGGCCGAUUCCGAACCGUGCGGGCUUCGGGGUUGUACGCUGUAUAUAGAUUUCGAGGCAAAUGAUCUCAAGACCAAUUUGAGCAAAGUUAAAUGUGAUUCAUUGACCCCGUCGACGUUCGAGGUGUAUUUGACGCUCAAGCAGGCCCCCAAUGGAUGGAAUUCCUUCCUGCCGCAGUUCCUUAAGAAAAUCACGAAUUCAGGAGCGCUUAUGAUAAGUUCAGAAUAUGGGCUUAAUAAAAAGCAACUGUAUAGAUCAAGUUAUUAACCUUUUUAAGUGAUUUUUUGUGAUCGUUCACACACAUAUACGUACAUGCAUAUAUUAUAUAUCUCGAAAAAAAAAUUAUUUCAUUCAUUUUUUUGUAUAAUCCAUAACUACUAUAUCAUUAGUUGUAAAUGUUUCGUUUAUUUGUAAAGUUAGUUAAACAUUGAGUUGUAUGUAAGAUAUUGAUGAAUAUGAUGAGAGUUUUUAAGGUUUUUGGUAAUUUUAAAAACACUAAAAAAAAAUUGUGAUAUAGGUGUGCAAAUUUUAAAAGAGUUAUUCAUAUUUUUUGUGAUAUUAGUUCGAUACGAAUUUUAUUUUUAUAGAAUAGGUGCGUUCGAGAUAUAUUUGGUUCAGAACUGAAAUGUUACAAUAGCAAGUGAUGCAUCCAAAGAGCACGCCCCGCCGAUUUAAAUUAGUAUUGCGUAUAUUAUGCAGUAUCGGUUUUGGGGAUGAUAUGUUGCUCUGUGCAUCGCUUACUUUGUAAAAAGUGAUUUGUUCAGUAUUAAAAACUUUACCAAAUAUUCUGAGAACAAUCUGAUCUCAAAUUAAUAUAGAUUGUUAGAGAGAUGUGGGAAUUUUUAUACAUUUUUAAUAGAAGUCUUCAUAAGAUUUAUGUACUUCCAUACUAAUAAUUCUAGAUUUUAAAGCGAUAAACACAGAAGAAUAGAAACCGACUGGUAUAAAAUUUUUAAACCAGUUUUUUGUUAUUUUUUUUCUAUUCGAAAAGUCCACAACUUGAUAUUUUUGGCUGUUGGCGUUUCUGUUCUUGUUUGUAUAUCGUUUUGAUUUAGUUGUUCUAUCGAUUAAGUGUAUGUAACAAUAAAAAAGAAAAAUAAUAAAUCUUUGAAGUAUGUUGA
This is a messenger RNA of Psylliodes chrysocephalus, 1542 nucleotides long. NCBI's taxonomy places the organism in Eukaryota, Metazoa, Arthropoda, Insecta, Coleoptera, Chrysomelidae. The record is from the annotation of a GenBank genome assembly.